This is a messenger RNA of Daldinia caldariorum, 2078 nucleotides long. Its product is annotated as Pkinase-domain-containing protein. Gene Ontology annotation, biological process: protein phosphorylation; regulation of cytokinesis; mitotic spindle organization. Gene Ontology annotation, molecular function: protein kinase activity; ATP binding. The record is from RefSeq and is a predicted model, not a curated record. Lineage: Eukaryota; Fungi; Ascomycota; Sordariomycetes; Xylariales; Hypoxylaceae. Gene Ontology annotation, cellular component: spindle midzone; chromosome passenger complex; spindle microtubule. The transcript has 3 exons. Bases 199 to 1380 code for a protein of 393 amino acids.
CGUCAACAACCGCUUAUUUGCCAAUAACAAUAACCCAGCAUUUAUUUCCCCAAUUAUCAACUCCAAUUUCUACUUCCUAAAAGUCACCCCAUUAACAAGCGAAUAGCCUCAAAUCUUCUCUCCCUCCCUUCUAAAGCCUUUUUUUGUACCUCUCAAUAAGAAUAAUAAUAGAGAGAGCGUUCGGUUAGUUUGGAAAGAAUGGCAGCUCGAACACUGGAGUCCCAGUUUGGGCGUCUUUCUGUAAACGAUGAAAAUGAUUAUCAAAAACCCAAGACUCUUGGGAGUACAACGCAGGUAGCACACAGCUCGAGCCGUCCAAAUCUCUUCAAGGUCGCUCUUCAAGCGCAGAGCGCAAAUACCGUCACCACAGUCACUCUCCCGUCGCAGGCCGCACAACGUAAAGGUGCACCACCUGCCUCGCCCGCGAGGAAACCACUUCCCUCCGCUGGUGCAGCGUCGAAGACAUCUUCCGAUGACAAGGAAAUAGUCGAGAGGAAGUCGGUGCCUCUGAUCGACCAGCCAUUUAUGCCCAAGGAAUUCCAUCUCGGCAUGUUCGAGAUCGGGAAGCCGUUAGGGAAAGGCAAGUUUGGAAGGGUUUACUUGGCCCGCGAGCGGACGAGCGGCUACAUCUGCGCGUUGAAGGUGCUCCACAAGAAGGAGCUGGAGCAGGGCCGGGUCGAGAAGCAGGUCCGGCGAGAGAUCGAGAUCCAGAGCAACCUGAGACAUCCCAACAUCCUGCAGCUGUUCGGGCACUUCCACGACAGCAAGCGGGUGUUCCUGAUCCUCGAGUUCGCGGGCAAGGGCGAGCUGUAUAAGCACCUUAGGAGGGAGCAGCGCUUCCCCGAGUGGAAGGCUUCGCAGUACAUCGCCCAGAUGGCGAGCGCUUUAAGGUACCUGCACCGGAAGCACGUCAUCCACCGAGACAUCAAGCCGGAGAACAUUCUUAUGGGGAUCCACGGCGAGAUUAAGAUCUCCGAUUUUGGCUGGAGCGUUCACGCACCGAAUAGCCGUCGUCAGACCAUGUGCGGUACCCUCGACUACUUACCCCCCGAGAUGAUCAAGCCCGGCAGCUCGGAUAACUACUACGACGAGAAGGUCGACUUGUGGAGUCUAGGCGUGUUAACGUACGAGUUCCUGGUGGGAGAAGCUCCGUUCGAGGACACGCCCGUCAUGACGCAACGGAGAAUUGCAAAGGCAGACAUGACCAUCCCCUCGUUUGUCAGCCCCGAGGCGAAGGAUCUUAUCAAGAAGCUACUGGUUCUCGACCCCCAAAAGAGGAUACCGCUGGAGCAGGUCCAGACUCACCCGUGGAUCGUCAAGCACUGCAUCAAGGGAGAGCGUGCCUCGAAUAGGGAAAAGAAGGAUCGCUCUAACGAAUGAUGACGAAUUAUUAACGGGAGUGAUUUUUUUUUCACAUUUGUAUAUUUGUUGUUGCAAGGCGAGGCGUUUUUGGGCAAUGGAACAUAAUGGCUUGAGGAAAUUUGCAUGCUUAGGGGAGUCAAUUUGCUAUUGCGUACCAGUCAUUCGAAAUUAAAGACGCAGACCUUAUUCGCCGCCUGGCCAGACUCUGUCUUCCUCUCUCUCUCUCUGUGUCUAUCUAUCUGCGGGAGGGAUAGGUUAGGUUAGGUGAUUAUAGUACAGGUGAUAAAAUACAGUGUUCGUUUCAAAGCGUUUUAUUUUUUUUUUUAUUUUUCUUUCGGUUGUGUCUUCACCUCUUCUUAUCUGUAAACCUCGUCGAAGGGCCGCGUGUCCGAGAAACACGAGUCCCAUACUUGGUUCACCACCUUGACUGCUUGUACGUCGUCCUUACACCUCGGCCGCGCGAGGACGGAUUGUGCUGCCCGCUUCCGCACGCAGUCUUGGAACUGCUGCGUUAGCUUCCAGUUCCCUCUCGUCCAGGCCUCUCUGGCCCAUCUGCACUCGCCGCUUAGCAUUGCUGCUCGGAUCUGUAGGUAGUGAGUGUCGUGCGUCAGCAAACCGUAGUAUUUGUACAUUUGUACACUUAGCAUAAUAGGGGGGGAAAGGGAGGGAAAGAGGGAGAGGAGUAAGUAAUACCUCUGUGCAAGCCGCAUGCUUCA